GCCAUCUCUCUGCAUAAACGCCCCGUCGUUAGCUCCGGACUGUAACGUAGCGGGGGGCAUCCUUCUCCCUGGCCCUACUCACAAGCUGUUUGCGCUCUGUGACUGGCUCUCUUCGUAUUAGGAGUGGCUGUGUCUCUUGGGCCCUGCAUGUCUUAGCGCGUCCGAUUGCAUCACUGGGCUCCAUUGGUCUGGUGGCAACACGCAACGGGCGCAGGUGAGCCACUCGUAUUUUUUCUCCGUUUGGUUCUAUACGGUGUCUGUCGUUUAGCCGGCUGCGUGUAAGACCUGUGGCAGGAGGGGCAGGGCAAGGCACCAGGAACUGGUGAUGUGCUGUCUAUAUAGAGAGACUGGUCCUCCGUGACACUCCCAUUGUUUUUCUUUUCCCCAUCAUCCUUUGCAUCUACAUUCGUUUGCAAGAAACCCUCUCUUCCUUCGUUUUUUUCUUCAUAAACAAUGGCUUUCAAGUCUCUCUCAACCACCGCCGUUGCGGUCAUCGCCAUGGGCGCCUCGCUCGCGUCUGCCCAGACUUCCACCUCUUGCGAUCCCACAAAGACCAACUGCCCUGCCGAUCCUGCUCUGGGUACCUCUGUUAACUGCGACUUCACAAAGGGCGCCUGCGAUGCCUUCAGCCUUGUCCCGGGCACCCAGCUUACCUACGGUGGCCAGGGCGCCGUCUUCUCCAUCUCGUCCACCCAGGCGCCUACCAUCGAGUCCAACAAGUACAUCUUCUUUGGCCGUGUCGACGUCCAGCUCCAGGCUGCUCCUGAGGCCGGUAUCGUGACCAGCAUCGUCUUUGAGUCAGACUGCCUCGACGAGAUUGACUGGGAGUUUGUCGGUGCCGACACUAGCAACGCGCAGUCAAACUACUUUGCCAAGGGCAACACUGCCACCUACAACCGCAUGAUCAAGGUCCCCGUUGCCAACGCCAUGAGCACCUCGCACCUCUACUCGGUCGAGUGGACCUCGGACGCCAUCAAGUGGUUCGUCGACAACAAGCUUGUCCGCACCGUUACACCUGCCGACGCUGCUGCUGGCGGCAACGGCUUCCCCCAGACUCCUAUGCGCAUCCGCGUCGGUACCUGGGGCGCUGGCCUUCCUACUUCUCCUUCUGGUACCCGUGACUGGGCUGGUGGUCUGACCGACUUCUCCAAGGCCCCCUUCAACGCCUACUACAAGAGCAUCACGAUCACCGACUAUGCUGGUGGCAAUGCCGCUGGCAACGGCGGCGUCAAGGAGUACACCUACGGCGACCGCUCUGGUACUUGGCAGAGCAUCCUUGUCGACGGAAAGAAGGCUACUGGUGGUAGCAGCAGCGGCGGCAACAACAACAACACUCCUCCUCCUGCUUCCAGCUCUGCUGUUGUUGUCCCCUCUUCUUCUUCUGCUCCUCCUCCCGCAUCCUCUUCUGCCGCCCCCCCUGCUUCCUCUUCUACUCCUCCUCCCGCCUCCAGCAGCGCUGUCACCUCUCAGACUGGUGCUCCUUCUACCAUCGUCACAUCUACCGUUGCUGCUCCUGGUAACAGCUCGACUACUGCCCCUGGCACUUCUCCCACCAACACUCCUCCUCCUGCUUCCGGCUCUACCAAGCUGGCUGUUGGUGGCGCGUUUGCUGCCAUUGCUGCCGGCCUCGUUGCCCAGCUCCUCCUUUAAGCAGUCACCUUUACGACUUGCUUAGGAACUAAUACUCUUUUUUUUACUUGCAUUGUUUUAUAUUAUACGAAUAUGAGCAGCGGUGCUCUGGAUGAAUAAGGAAACGAACGACAUGGGACAUUUUACAUAGACGAGCGGGGUUUUUUGCACAUGCAUAGCUAUUAUUUAGAUUUGUAAUUAAUGAAGAGACAAAAAGUCAAAACUUUUAUCAUAUAAGCUUCUGCCUUCUAUUUGCUUCCUUAAAUUCAA
This is a messenger RNA of [Torrubiella] hemipterigena, 1899 nucleotides long. NCBI's taxonomy places the organism in Eukaryota, Fungi, Ascomycota, Sordariomycetes, Hypocreales, Clavicipitaceae. The record is from the annotation of a GenBank genome assembly.